GUAAAUAUAGUAUUUUAUAUUAUUAAAUAUGUGGGAAGAAAUACAUGUACGAAAAGUAAAAAAAAAAAAUGAAUGACUCAUGUAGAAUUUUAUUAAAAUUUAGUACAUGCUAUGGUUUGGUAUGUGUCAUACUAAAAGUCAACGCAAUAGUUCUCAAAACAAACGACAACGUUUAGAUCCUAUUCAUUCCUAUAUAUUAUAAAGAUACGUUGGUUAUUUGGUCCCGUAAUUGCUCGAAAUUAGAGAGAAACAAGAGUGAGAGAUGCAGAGAUUAGGAGAGAAAUAUCAGAGCGUAGAGGCGUUUGGUUGGGCCGCGAGAGACUCCUCAGGCCAUCUUUCUCCUUUUGUCUUUUCUAGAAGAGAAACAGGAGAAGAAGAAGUGAGAGUGAAGGUGUUAUACUGUGGAUUAUGUCAUAGUGAUCUUCACUGUCUCAAGAACGAAUGGCAUUCCUCUAUUUACCCUUUAGUUCCUGGCCACGAGAUCGUCGGAGAAGUGACUGAGAUAGGGAGGAAAGUGAGUAAAUUCAGUAUUGGAGAUAAAAUCGGUGUGGGAUGCAUAGUAGAUUCAUGCCGCGCGUGCGAGAGCUGCCGUGAAGAUCAAGAAAACUACUGCACUAAAUCAGUCGCAACCUAUAACGGAGUUCACUACGAUGGAACUGUUAACUACGGUGGGUACUCCGAUCACAUCGUUGUCGACGAACGUUACGCUGUCAAAAUUCCGCACACGUUGCCUCUCGCUUCGGCCGCACCUUUGCUUUGUGCAGGCAUCUCGAUGUAUAGUCCUAUGAAGUACUUCGGACUAGCCGGACCGGGGAAACAUAUCGGAAUCGUGGGGCUAGGCGGUCUCGGUCACAUUGGGGUGAGGUUUGCUAAAGCAUUUGGGAGUAAAGUCACAGUGGUUAGUUCGACCGCUGGGAAAUCUAAGGAUGCUCUUGAAAUUUUUGGAGCUGAUGGGUUCUUGGUUAGUACUGAUGAAGACCAAAUGCAGGCUGCAAUGGGAACUAUGGAUGGUAUUAUCGAUACUGUUUCUGCAUCACAUCCGAUUUUACCAUUAAUUGGACUACUCAAACCGAGCGGUAAACUUGUUCUACUCGGUGCAACGGAGAAGCCAUUUGAUCUACAUGCAUUUUCCUUAAUCCUGGGACGGAAAUCGAUUGCGGGAAGUGCUAUUGGAGGAAUCAAAGAGACGCAAGAGAUGAUUAAUUUUGCAGCUGAGCAUGGAAUAAAAGCAGAGAUUGAGACCAUAUCCAUGGAGUAUGUGAACACCGCCAUGGAUAGACUUGCAAAGGGAGAUGUUAGAUAUCGUUUUGUCAUUGACAUUGCGAACACAUUGGCUGUUACUCGAUCUUAAACUCGAUGUUCUAUGUUUACUCGCAUGUCAUUAGUCUGGAUUUUUAAUAAUAUAGUCUCAAAAAUGGGAGCAUUUGUUUUCCAAAUAAACUGAAUUGAUCAAAUGAAUGUAGUGCAAGUGAUUGUCACUAGGACGAAAAUGAACGGCUUGAUUUUCAUAAGCUAUGAUGUUAAAAUAAAUUGGAUAUAUUUUAAAUAGACUAUUUUGAUU
Molecule: messenger RNA, 1561 nt
Organism: Brassica napus (rape)
Lineage: Eukaryota; Viridiplantae; Streptophyta; Magnoliopsida; Brassicales; Brassicaceae
Product: probable cinnamyl alcohol dehydrogenase 6
Exons: 6
Coding region: 263-1351 (362 amino acids)
Biological process (GO): lignin biosynthetic process
Molecular function (GO): cinnamyl-alcohol dehydrogenase activity; zinc ion binding
Source: RefSeq, a predicted model, not a curated record